Molecule: messenger RNA, 3350 nt
Organism: Solea senegalensis (Senegalese sole)
Lineage: Eukaryota; Metazoa; Chordata; Actinopteri; Pleuronectiformes; Soleidae
Gene: pacsin3
Product: protein kinase C and casein kinase substrate in neurons 3
Exons: 11
Coding region: 597-1931 (444 amino acids)
Biological process (GO): regulation of endocytosis; cytoskeleton organization; plasma membrane tubulation
Cellular component (GO): endosome; plasma membrane; cytoplasm
Molecular function (GO): protein binding; phospholipid binding
Source: RefSeq, a predicted model, not a curated record
CAGCAUCUGAUUACAGCAGCAGAGACAGGGACAGACGGCGGUAACUACCGGAGGGGGGAGGACACUUUUUUAUCCACCAGCUGAGGACAACUUCUCCGUCUCCUCUGAGCAGAACGCAACACGUUAAUUCAACACCCAUGAUUGUUUUUUCCCGUUUAACACGGUGAAAAGUUUUCUUCUUCUCCAAAAGGAGGAGCAGGGAAAACAGCAGCAGAAGCGGACUGAUCCUGAUCCUGCUGGUGGAAACAGGGACCGACGGUGACUGCGGAGUAAACCGGCGACAUGUCGCAGUUUGUGGAGGCUUAACGAGGACUAUUAUUAUUACCGCUGCCUUUUUCUUCCCUUUGAUACGACGACCGGUGAGUGAGGAGGAGGAGGAGGAGGAGGAGGAGAGAGGCCGCAGCUCCUGCACGGUGUUCAGGUUUGUUCCUCCAGGUCGGAACAAAAACAGGAAUCUUCCUCUCACCGCCUGUCCCUUCUCAGGCCCACAGAGAUAAAGGCCAUCUUCUGCUUGGACAUCUGUCCGUCUCUGUUUUUGUCUUUAUUAAGUCUUUUCUGUAGCCGCCAUCAUUCCGUGCUGUAAAGCCGACCCCAACAUGUCGUCCAAUGGAGACCUCAGUGAACUGGGGAGCUCAGACAGCUUCUGGGAGCCAGGGAAUUACAAACGAACGGUGAAGCGGGUGGAUGACGGCCAUCGUCUGUGCAAUGAGGUAGUCACCUGCUUCCAGGAGAGGGCAAAGAUAGAAAAGAGCUACGCUCUGCAGCUGAGCGACUGGGCCAAGAGGUGGAGGGGCAUCGUGGAGAAAGGUCCUCAGUAUGGUACGCUGGAGAAGGCGUGGCAUGCUUUCAUGAUGGCGGCCGAUCGGCUCAGCGAGCUGCACUUGGAGCUGCGGCAGCGGCUGGCCGGCGAGGACAGCGAGAAGGUGCGCAACUGGCAGAAGGAUGCCUUCCACAAGCAGAUGAUAGGAGGAUUCAGAGAGACCAAAGAGGCAGACGACGGCUUCCGGAAAGCACAGAAACCCUGGGUCCGCAAACUGAAAGAGGUGGAUUUAAGUAAGAAGAGCUACCAUCAGGUCAAGAAGGAGGAGUGGACAGCGACAACCAGGGAAACACACGCCAAGGCCGACCCGACAAAGUCUCAGGAGGAAGUUCGCAAAUUCACUGUCCGGGUGGAGCGCUGCAACCAGGAGGCCGAGAAAGCUAAGGAGCGCUAUCAAAAGGCUCUGGAGGAGCUGAACCGCUGUAACCCUCGCUACAUGGAGGACAUGGAGCAGGUGUUUGACCUCACCCAGGAGGCCGAGCGCAAGAGGCUGUGUUUCUUUAAAGGAGUCCUGCUGGACAUUCACACACACCUCGACUUGUCUGCCAAAGAAGGGUUCAAAGACCUGUACCGAGACCUGGGUCAGACCAUCAGAGCAGCCAACGAUGCUGAUGACCUCCGCUGGUGGAGGAACACGCACGGACCGGGCAUGAGCAUGAACUGGCCACAGUUUGAGGAGUGGUCUCCAGAGACGAGUCGCUCCAUCAGCAGGAAGGUGCGAGCUGGACACUCCGAGGAGAACGUGGUCACCCUCACCAACAUCGUCUCCUCGGCUGGAGAUAAUGUCCCACCGAGUCCCAUCACCACGGACACUGACAGGACGAAAGAUUAUUCAUCAGAAUGGUCAGACGAGGAAAGUCCCAAGAAGGUGCUGCCUAAUGGCGUUGGAGAUGGGGAGGAAGAUGAGGAGGAGGAGGAGCAGGUAGAGGGGGUUCGUGUCCGAGCGAUUUAUGAAUACAUUGGCCAGGAGGCUGAUGAGAUCAGCUUUAAAGCAGGCGAGGAGUUGCUGAAGCUGGGUGAAGAAGAUGAGCAGGGCUGGUGUAAAGGACGGCUGAGCAGCGGUCAGGUCGGCCUCUACCCCGCUAACUACGUUCAGCAGAUUUCAUCCUGAUGGUCCGCUCUCUUUCGUCCGUCAGCCAAUGGUACAACUACACUCAAGAUGCCAGGACCAAUAAAAAGCUAUUACUAGUACUGUCAUGGAGACGACUGUAAAAAAAAAAAAAAAUCAUCACUGAGGUUUCUGAGGUGAGUGGAGUUAAGUGUUUUGAAAGUCUUCUCAUGGAAGAGUUAUUGUCUGAAUCAAGAAACUGUCGGGAAACACUACGAAGCUUGGACUCCGACUCCGUUUCUGAUAGAUCCUGGAUUUCGUUGUCCGGCUCGCUGUCGUCAUUUACUCAUAAUUUCAGACGGGAUGAUCGAGGAGCACCCAAAACAGGAAACACCUGCUCGUCAGUCAUUUUGCUUCUUCUCAUCGUCUACUAGUUGGACGUAAAACGAAACGUGCUUAUUUACUUUAGUUCUGAGAUGAGAGAAUCUACAGUUUGCAGCUCUCUUAUCUUAUCGAGACCAAAACAGUUCGUCUGUUUCCAAAUGUAACACAAGUAUUCAACGUGCAUCUCUUCAUCUCUAAUCCAGGCUUUUAUUUUCCAGUCUAAAUAGCUGCCCACUAUAAUUUUAGAUUAGAGCUGACUAAUUCUCUGUGGGGAAGAGAAUGAGCUAAUUUCCCCAAAAUCAACUCCUCGUGAAUCAACUUCAAGAGAAAUGAAAGAUCUAAAAGUUCCUGCUGUGGUUUGGUGGUCGCUGCUUGAAGGCCAGAAAAGUGUGGCACUGCUCUGAUGACCUGAUGAUGACCUGCAGUAGAAACCAGUAGACGUAAUAUAAGGUUUUUGGUUUUUUUAAUCUUUUCAAACACAACUCGAUCGUUUAGCUUGAUCAACAUAUGUCAUGUUGAUCAGUGACUCAGAAGAUGGUUUGUGCUACACUGAAUUUACUUUCUUCACUCGUCGAUUAUUUCCUGCAUGUUAAUAUCAAGUCAGCUGUUUUUCAGUGUGCACGACAAAAGGUGGACGGUGACAUUUUUUUUAAAGAAUAGCAUUUUUCAGUCAACUUUUAGUUGUUUUUUUUUCUUGUUUCCUCUUAAAUGUAGCGCCAUGCUUUAUUUUAAUUCAAAGUAAACUGUCGGAUUUGGCUCAGCUAACCUGUGAUAAGUGAUAUAUAGUUUUGUUCUGUGCUGGAACUAUAAAGCGCGCGCUCGCACACACACACACACACACACCACAGUGAAAAUGUCUGUUUUACAUGUUUAUGUUUGGAUUUGUGUGCGAGGAAGUGUCCGCUGAGUGUUUCAGUGCUUCAGAAUAACACAGGCAUGUGUCAAAAAUAAUAAUAAUUAUAAGCGAUAGAGAAAUUAAUGCUGCUGCGCUUUUUCUUUUUAAAGCUUGCUUCUUUUUUUUUUGUUUUUCCAAAAUCAUGUACAGUAAACUCGACUGUAUAAAGUGAGAAGCAACAAUAAAGAGCUCUCUGCAAUCUG